This is a messenger RNA of Hevea brasiliensis (rubber tree), 2283 nucleotides long. RefSeq names its product protein MID1-COMPLEMENTING ACTIVITY 1. The transcript has 10 exons. Gene Ontology annotation, biological process: cell surface receptor signaling pathway. NCBI's taxonomy places the organism in Eukaryota, Viridiplantae, Streptophyta, Magnoliopsida, Malpighiales, Euphorbiaceae. Bases 781 to 2040 code for a protein of 419 amino acids. The record is from RefSeq and is a predicted model, not a curated record.
UCUCCACUAACCAAAAUCCUUGCUUGUCUGGCUCUCUGUUUCUGGCGCAUGAGGCCAAUGGACCUUUGCGCAGAGGCACGGACAAACGCCACCGAAACCGUGAGCAAGCAAUAAAAUAUACUGCCGCCGUGAGAGAGAGAGAGGCCAAAAUCCAUUCACAGAAUAAGAGAAGUAGAAGCAGCAGCUCGAUUUUUGGGCAAAGCAAUGCCCGUCAUUACCAGAAUUUAAGGCUGUUAUUCUCACGGAUUUUGACAUUUCUUCCUUAGAUGCUUAUUAUAAUCCAAAAAAUGCAUUGUGAAAAGGACAAAAAGAGGGUAAAUUAGCAUAGUGAAAGGCUCUCGGUUUUUGUUGAAUUUUUUCUUUUAUUUUUGCUGAGCUUAAACACGAAAAAAAGUUGAACUUGAAAGUUGAAACGGACUCUUCCUUGGUUACUCUGCUAUCGGCUUCUCCUUCUCCAGAAGCAAAGCUCUUGAACUGAUUGGUCAUGCGGUUUCCCAGUAGAUCUAGUGGAAGAGCAUUUGUUCUUGAUCCUGCUUGAAAUCAAGAAUUUUCGAAUAAAAAUCUCUCUCUAUUUUUAGUACUGCACUGUUGAUUUCCUUUCGAACUGAUAACUCUGCCAUUCCAUUUGGCAAUGCAAGUGACUGCAACGUCGAAGGUCCAGCAAAUGUUGAACCAAUUGGCUUAAAUUAGAAGAGAGAAGGGAGGAAGUGAAGGUUUAAAGUGAUCGAUGUGAGUUUUGGUUAAGGCAGGAUUUUGGGUUGCAUUAGUCGAGCGUUGAGGAUGUCAUCGUGGGAGCAUUUUGGGGAGAUUGCGAAUGUCGCCCAGCUCACGGGUGUUGAUGCAGUGCGGCUGAUAGGGAUGAUAGUGAAGGCCGCGAGUACAGCGCGAAUGCACAAGAAGAACUGCAGGCAGUUUGCACAGCAUCUUAAAUUGAUAGGGAACUUGUUGGAGCAGCUCAAGAUCUCCGAGCUUAAGAGGUAUCCCGAAACACGGGAGCCUUUGGAGCAGCUUGAAGAUUCCUUGAGGAGGUCUUACAUUUUGGUCAAUAGUUGUCAGGAUAGGAGCUAUCUCUACUUGCUUGCCAUGGGUUGGAAUAUCGUUUAUCAGUUCAGAAAGGCGCAGAAUGAGAUCGACCGGUACUUGCGGCUAGUUCCUCUCAUUAGUCUCGUGGAUAACGCUCGUGUCAGGGAGAGACUGGAAGAUAUUCAAAAGGAUCAACAUGAGUAUACAUUUGAUGAAGAGGAUAGAAAGGUGCAAGAUGUGAUCUUGAAACCAGAACCCUUGAAAGAUCAGACAAUGGUGUUGAAAAAAACUCUUUCUUGUUCAUACCCAAACUUGGGUUUUAAUGAAGCUCUUCAAAAGGAAAAUCAGAAACUUCAGCUUGAACUACAACGAUCACAAGCUAAUUUGGAUGUAAACCAGUGUGAAGUUAUCCAACGUUUGAUUGAUGUCACAGAAGCUGCCGCUGCUGCAAAUUCUCUUCCACAGAAGAGUUCACCCAUAAAAGCAUCCAAGAAACUGGAGCCCAAUAAUUCAGAUGUUAGUGAGAAUCAUUCAUUUGAUGAAAACUAUCCCAAGAAAAGUGAUUCUCGUAAGACUUCAAGAAACGCAUCCUCAUUUUCAUCAGGAGAUGAUCUGCUCUCACAUAGAAACUCAUAUCAGGAUGAAGAAUGGCAUAGUGAUUUACUUGGUUGUUGUUCAGAACCCUCUCUGUGUCUGAAGACAUUCUUCUAUCCUUGUGGGACAUUCUCAAAGAUUGCUACUGUGGCAACCAAUAGACACAUGUCUUCAGCUGAAGCAUGUAAUGAAUUGAUGGCAUAUUCAUUGAUACUGUCAUGUUGUUGCUACACUUGCUGCAUCAGAAGAAAGCUCCGCAAAAGGUUGAAUAUCACGGGAGGAUUUGUUGAUGAUUUUCUUUCGCAUUUGAUGUGUUGUUGCUGUGCCCUUGUACAAGAAUGGCGAGAAGUGGAGAUUCGUGGGGUUUAUGGUCCUGAGAAGACAAAAACAAGCCCACCACCCUCACAGUUCAUGGAAUCCUAAGUGAUGUGAUGAAUGCAUUCUUUUGUUGUUGGUUGAACAUUUAUGUACGUUGAAAGCCAAGUACAGAGAUAAUGGCUAAUUGCCACUGUUAUAUCAACCUUGUAUGGGAAUGCUUUUAGCCAUUAGUUACCCUUACCUUUAUCCCGAGUCAACCAUGUGUAAAUUAGUUUUUCAUCACUCCCAUAUUCAGCAUGUGAUGUAUUAUAAGCUAAAUUUUAAUUGAUAUAGUGUUGUUUGAGUUAA